Sorex araneus (European shrew) is the source of this 1928-nucleotide messenger RNA. RefSeq names its product chromobox 3 (gene CBX3). Gene Ontology annotation, cellular component: pericentric heterochromatin; nucleus. Gene Ontology annotation, biological process: negative regulation of transcription by RNA polymerase II; chromatin organization. The transcript is spliced from 6 exons. Lineage: Eukaryota; Metazoa; Chordata; Mammalia; Eulipotyphla; Soricidae. Gene Ontology annotation, molecular function: chromatin binding. The record is from RefSeq and is a predicted model, not a curated record. Bases 275 to 826 code for a protein of 183 amino acids.
GGGGCGCCCGCCAUCCGCGGCGCGGCCCCGCGGGCUUCCUUUUCCUGCGCGUUGGAUGUUGUGGUUGUUUUUGGGUUCCCCCCCCUGAGCUGCGUGCUGGGGGCGGGUGUCCGGGAGCAGCAAGCCGCGGGACUGUUAGGAAGCGGUCUGCAAGGGGAAAGCAGCGGUAGCUCAGCGUUCUCGCCGUUGGCGCGUUGCGUCUGGUUCUCUGGACCAAGAUACUGGCCAUCUCGUAAAGAUGCUUAUUAAUAGCUCUUCAAGUCUGCAAUAAAAAAUGGCCUCCAAUAAAACUACGUUGCAAAAAAUGGGAAAGAAACAGAAUGGAAAGAGUAAAAAAAUUGAAGAGGCAGAGCCUGAAGAAUUUGUGGUGGAAAAAGUACUGGACCGACGUGUAGUAAAUGGGAAGGUGGAAUAUUUCCUGAAGUGGAAAGGAUUUACAGAUGCUGACAAUACUUGGGAACCUGAAGAAAAUUUAGAUUGUCCAGAGUUGAUUGAAGCAUUUCUUAAUUCUCAAAAAGCUGGUAAAGAAAAAGAUGGUACAAAAAGAAAAUCUUUAUCUGACAGUGAAUCUGAUGAUAGCAAAUCAAAGAAGAAAAGAGAUGCUGCUGACAAACCAAGAGGUUUUGCCAGGGGUCUGGAUCCUGAACGAAUAAUUGGUGCCACAGACAGCAGUGGAGAAUUGAUGUUCCUCAUGAAGUGGAAAGAUUCAGAUGAGGCUGACUUGGUGCUGGCAAAAGAGGCAAAUAUGAAGUGUCCUCAAAUUGUAAUUGCUUUUUAUGAAGAGAGACUAACUUGGCAUUCUUGUCCAGAAGAUGAAGCUCAAUAAUUGUACGCAUUGCUUUUUAUAUAUAUUUAUAUAUAUAUAUAUAAAAUCUGGGUUUUGGUUUUGAUUUACUUGUGUGAAGAAAUAACUACGUUCUAAUGAAAAUCAAGUUUGAUAUGUUCAUUUCAAGUAGUAUGGGGGCUGGGGGAGGGUUGUGUGUGUUGGGGGGGUUAGUGGGGUUGGUUUUUGAGGGUUUUUUGCAUCUAAUAGCACUGGUUACUUCGAACAAAUAAAGCUUUCUAUAGUUGCUUUUUUUUAUCAGAGAAGAACAUUGAUGCCAUGGUACAUUCGCAUUAGAGAACAGCUUUACUAAUUAUUGGAAGGAAAUUAACAUAAUCAUUCAUUCUGAAUUUAUGUUUAAUUCUCAUGCCUAUGGGCCAUUCUGGAUAUUUUGUUCAUUUUGUUUUUUAUUUUGUGUGUGUAUAUGUGUGUAUAUAUAUAUAUGCGUAAAAUACAUACGUAAAUGGUUUUCGUUCUUUUAUAAACAUUCACCAAAUGUUACAACCUUUUAAAACCAUGAAUAAACCCUGUUUCUAGGUUGCCAUUUUUGGAAAUGCCUAACUUUUCCCUGACGCUUUAACCUUCCAAAUAGCUUGAUUUGUGAUUGGAUAAUAUAAAAGCAGCUGCAUCUAAAAUUGAUCAUCUUGUUCUGCAGUCAUAUAAAUCUGAGUUUAUUUGAAAAUUCUUGAAAAGGAAAAUUGCAUCUCUACCCAGACAAGCAAAUUAAAUCCCUGUUGUUUUAAUUAACCAAGCAAGACUUGGUAGUCACUUAAUAUUUUCUUUUAUGGACCAUUCCUUUACAAGAAGUUGAAAUCUUGGAACUUCUGAAGCUCUAUUCUUGGAAACCUACCAGUUUUGAUACUGGCAAUAUAGGGCUUUCUGUAAGAAAUGGGUGAAAAGACUUGUCAUCUAAAGUCUUACCUGUCGUCGUUCUUUGCCCUGACUCGUUCCUUACAUGUAGGCUUGAUCUUUUCAGUAUUUGGUUCAGCAGAAACCAGGAAAAAAGAUAACUUGAUAGUAAUCAGAAUGUUAACCAACUGUAUAUUGUUUACUUUAUUGUAAAUACUGGUGAACAGUGGUCAAUAAAUAGUUUUAUAUUCCUUUA